Moneuplotes crassus is the source of this 1485-nucleotide messenger RNA. NCBI's taxonomy places the organism in Eukaryota, Ciliophora, Spirotrichea, Euplotida, Euplotidae. The record is from the annotation of a GenBank genome assembly.
UUUUUGAGCCCGAAUCUUCUGCUGAAUACUGUCUAAUGACCAUGCUAAGAAAAAGAAAACACGAAGGGUCGGUUCUAAGCUGGCUGAAGUUGCUAGAAGGAAUUCAAGUGAUCGACAAGUAUUUUAAAAACAAAAAUAUUGAGAAUACAGCGACUCCUAUCAAGCAUUUGAGAAACCAAAAAGCUAAAGAAAAGGAAGAGAAAGAGCGAAGUGAGCUUCUCCAGGCUUCAAAGGAAACUCCAAAGAUUGCAGGGAGCCAAGCCAAGGAUAGUGAGAUGAACGUUUCCAACAAGAUUCUGAAGACUUUUAAUGAUUAUACAGAUGACGAUUUCUCUGAAAAAGGCAUCACAACUACUGCUAAAAGAAGGAAUAGUUGGAAUUCUUCAAAGAUGAGCCCCUUUACUGAAGGCAAACAAGAGUUUGUCUCAAGAAAGCACCAAGAGAAGAAAUACACAAGAAAAGAACCCGUAAGAACUUUUAAUUUAAGCGGAACUGAAAAUGUUUAUUCUUCAUAUAAGAAUAAACCCCUUCUGCUUCAAAACACAGGUACAACUUCUGUUGGCAUCCUCAGUAAUAAGAGACAAAGCAAACCUGGAGAAUUUGUAGAUCUAGGCACUCAUGCUGAAAAUCAUACAAAGAAAAUGGUUCAUCCUUCUCCGCAAGUCAAACUAGACCAAAGGAGGAUACCUCGAAAGGAACCUUCAAAGGCUUCCAAAUCAUCUUCAAAAUAAAUCUGGCAAGAAGAGGCGGGUCCCGAAAAAGUAUACAAAGCCGAACAUGACCAAAGAAAAAGUUUCUAAUAAAUCAUUGGUUAAUAAUGACACUGGGCAAAAAGAUUUGUUGUCAAACACAAAUGAUUCGAAAAGACCAUCGACCAAUAGUGAGCUCAAGCCCAAAAAUAAUUCUGUAAAUAAAAUAUCUGCAAGGUUUACCAUCAAGCAUGAUCGAAUCCUUGCCAAGCAAGGAGUUAUUCCUGAGGACCAAAAUGAGGAUUACUAUACAAACGAAGAUGGGAGUGAGAGUUCUGAUGAAACCGUUUCGAGUGUUGAAGAGAAUAAAUAUGCUAAUUUCUCCCUCACUUCAUCAAAGGAUCUUCCUCCCCCACCCAACCCAAUGAAGAAGUCUGUUUCUGCCGCUCCUGGGAAACAAAGUAUAGCUGGUACUGUAGAGAUGCCUUUCAUGUCUCCUCCUUUAAGAGCCUCUAAAGAUGGUAAAGAAGGUGUAAUGAACACUCAGAUCGAUCUUUUGAGUCCAUUACCAGACAUUCAUAAAGGAAGAAAACAAUCCUCUAAGUCCUUUGGAAAAUCACAAGGGAAUAAUUCUAAUUCUUUGAGAGCUAACUCUCAAAACGAUUUUCAAACUGAUCUGUCUCUUCUUAAGAACAAGAGUGUGGCAGAGAAGUCCAAACAGGUCAAUUCACGAUUAAAAAUGAUGAUUUAAAGCAGAUCUCUUAUUUAAUUUACUAUUAAACUCCUUCUUAUCAUU